Molecule: messenger RNA, 1152 nt
Organism: Aspergillus welwitschiae
Lineage: Eukaryota; Fungi; Ascomycota; Eurotiomycetes; Eurotiales; Aspergillaceae
Exons: 2
Coding region: 1-1152 (383 amino acids)
Source: RefSeq, a predicted model, not a curated record
AUGUCGGGCGUAACAGACGAUCUACCUUCGAAUGAGAAGAGAUGGGAAGCUGCCAUGGCUCGGAUGGGCCUUACAGGCCAAACUAUCCAUGGCGCAGAGCUGAACUCUGCCUCAAAGAUUGAGUACAAACAGUUCUUGCUUCUCCAGGUACUGUGGGAGACGCGCCAUAUUCAAGAUCUGCCGAAAAUACUCCCUGAAUUCAAUAAAUGGAUCGUGAAGGCAGAGGAAAUGCUUCGAGACUACAAAUCAUGGCAGACAUAUUGUCAAGAAUUCUCAUCACAGGAUAUGGGGGAAGGAAACUUCACCAUUGCACGACACUAUCAGCUUGAGGUUAUAAGCACAAAAGAUGAAGUAGAUCCGCGGUCACUCGCAACUCCUAUUGCACAUCGCACACGUGCUCGAGCAUUUAGUCGAAAGUUAGCUGAUAUGUAUUUGGAGACACCCUCAAAAUCCAAGAAUAUCUCCGACUUUCUGGAUGUAGAGGGUUUAAGUCUCGAUACCCCUGAGGACACGCCAGCGAAACCGAGCCCGGAGACCCCAAGUCCACUUCAGGAGACAUCACCUCCUUCUAAAGAGCAAGUGAGCGCACUAUACCCCCCGACAAGAGAUGAACAGAUUGUCAAUUGCGCCCUUGUCAUCUUCAUGAAUGCUCUGACUGUGCCGUUCAAGCUCGCCAACAAUUGGACCUUGCACAGAAAGGUUUUUAAGGCUACUUUUGGAGAGGCUAGUUUUGAAGCCAGAACUGACGGGUAUCUCGAUGACCGGCAAGGUAACGCUCAGGCCAUUAUCGAGGUGAAACCGGUCAUGCGAGCAAAGAAGUUGGCUGCUAUACGAAUGCAGGAGAGUGCUCAGAUGGUUGCAUGGGUCAAAAAUGAUGGCGUGAAAGCAUAUGCAGUGGACAAAGAGCGCUUUCUGGCUUCGCAAGAUCGGCACGAGAUAUUCCUGACGGUUUCUCAAUACGAUGACGAAUACAUCAAAUUCCUGGAAGACAAGAAUCAUAGUAACCAGUCCCGGCCAUUUGUAAUUAUGCGUCAAUUUGGUCCCUGGAGUACAUUGAACCUGGCCCAUAUGAUGAACAUAGCGCCUAUUCUGCUUGCAAUAUCAUUACGUGCAAAUUCCCAACUCAGACAGAAAAGAGAAUUGCUGAUUUAA